AUGCUCAACACAGAAGACCUUGCAAUGCUCUACUGCGACACAUGUGCAAACUGGCUACAUACCGUUUGUUGUGGAUUCCUCAGCAACACAGACAAGCGCAUUCCAAACGGGAAAUACACCUGUCUCAUCUGCUCAAAUCACAUCACAAAAGUCGAAUGUUGCAAUGCAUUGUUUAGACGUGUCAUCUCAGUCAUAUACAAUGAAAACUUUCUGGGCAGGUCAUGGCUUUGUAAUAGGCUCCAGAUAAAUUCCUCAAGAGCAUACAAGCAAAUCCAGAAAAUGAUCAAUCAGGGCCUUCUCAUCGCCACUAAAACACCCAAAGGCACCGUUCAAUACCAGGUUGUCACCACACAUACUGCAAAAAACACAAUCAAAAAACACUUCUCAAUCUCCGCCUACCCAGACACACAAAAACACUCAAAUAGCUAA
Messenger RNA from Ordospora colligata OC4, 429 nucleotides. RefSeq lists its product as uncharacterized. The record is from RefSeq and is a predicted model, not a curated record. The transcript has a single exon. Bases 1 to 429 code for a protein of 142 amino acids. Lineage: Eukaryota; Fungi; Microsporidia; Ordosporidae.